AUGGAAGAAAGCCGCCAACCCUCCACGACCUCCAACCCCCCCAGCGUCGAAAACGCCUACAAACGCAAAUGCCUGGCCCUAAAGAAGCGCCUCAACGAAAUCGAAGAAGAAAACGAAAUGAUGCGUCUCCGUAACCGUCGCGGCUGGCAAUACAUCCAGAAAAUGCGCCUCGAGUCAUGCAUUCUCCUUGAACGGUUGGCCAAAGUCACCGGCAUGACGGAGGAGGCGCAGGCAGGCGUGAACCCGGAACUGCGCGCUCGAGCAUCAGCGAUGAUGACGAAUGUUGCGGCGGUGACGGGCGGAGAGGCGGGGAAGAACGGUGCUGCUGGUGUGCCACAGUCUCUGGAGGAUGAGACGGAGGGGAGCUCGGAUGAGCAGCCGCCUACUGUUUUCGCUAAUGGUAAUGGUGAUGAUUAUGUACAGCCCCAGGAACGGCCUCUGCGUGUGAAGCGAUCCAGGAAAUCCAACUUGCCCAAUGACGCUAAUGUGGAGGAUGAGGCGGCCAACAAUGAUACCAACAAUGACAGCAACAGCAAAGAGAAGGAGAAGGAGAAAGACGCCAAGGAUAAGGACGCGACGGAAUCUGGCGCCGCAGCUGAUGGUGAUAACGGUAAUGGAGAUUCGUCCUCCUCGUUGCCGCGACUAGCCCCCGCCCCGUCGCAGGACGAAAUGACCUCUUCCUUCCGCAUUCAACCGGGUAGUAACGGGUCCUCGAAUGAUAAGGAGGGUGCUAGUGACCGCGGGAGCCAUAACCCCGAGUCUGCGGAGCAGAGGGGUGAUGGUGCGGAGGAUGAGACGACGCCGAUGGAUAUGGAUGCGAAGGAGGAACUUAAGGAGGAGAGAGAGGGGUGA
This is a messenger RNA of Aspergillus niger, 852 nucleotides long. RefSeq lists its product as uncharacterized. The transcript has 2 exons. The record is from RefSeq and is a predicted model, not a curated record. NCBI's taxonomy places the organism in Eukaryota, Fungi, Ascomycota, Eurotiomycetes, Eurotiales, Aspergillaceae. The coding region runs from base 1 to 852 and encodes 283 amino acids.